Messenger RNA from Castor canadensis (American beaver), 594 nucleotides. The record is from RefSeq and is a predicted model, not a curated record. Lineage: Eukaryota; Metazoa; Chordata; Mammalia; Rodentia; Castoridae.
GAUCCUGAGAGAAGUCAUUUUGUCUUGAUUGCUGGGGAGCCAUUAAGAGAACCGGUUGUCCAACAUGGUCCAUUUGUGAUGAACACCAAUGAAGAGAUUUCUGAGGCCAUUCUUGACUUUAGAAAUGCAAAGAAUGGAUUUGAAAGGGCCAAAACCUGGAAAUCAAAGAUUGGAAACUAGUGAAGAGCACAAGAGCACGAUGUUUCCUAGAAUUUUGCCAUUUGUGGUGUCCGACCAUUCAAGGCAUUCAAUUUUCAAAGCUGCUUCUAAAGAAUUCCACAUUAAAGUGAUAACAUGGCUUUUGUAGCAAUGUAUGUAGCAUAUUUCCUGGCACACGCAAAUAAACCUAAAUGGUGCUUCUUUAAAAAUCAGCAUUCUUCAUUUUGACUGGUUAUUAGGCUUCUGUUGAAAAAGAUCUCUGUGUAUGUUUGUUUUUUGUGUGUGUGUAUCGACGUUUUUGUUUUUGUGCAUUUGUGAGAUUUUUGAAGCAUAUUUGAUUCCUUUCUGUGUCACUGGCAGAAGAUCCCUGAGCAUCCGGGUCCCUUCCUAAGCAAUCCUAUUGCAAUACAACCACCAAGACAGCUUUCUGGGGUU